AUGUCUGUGCGCAUGCACUCACAGCUGCACUGUCUCAGUUUGGCCCUCUGGCUCGUCUACCGCGGACAAGCUCUGAUUGUCUAUCCGAUCGUGGCCAAUAACACUUAUGUGUUGUCGCCUCAUGCUAAUGCGUGGUUCGGACCGCAGUUGAUUGGCCAGUUCGCCAGUAUGUUCCCCACUGUCAAUCUGGCCGCGCUGUUAGCUUCAUUCUCCACUGGACUCACACUGAAAGAUUUCGUGUCAUCGGAUAUGGCCAAUCGCAUAACCGGAUCGCAAGCAGCUCCUCCGAAUAAGCUCGAUCCGGAUCUGGAUGACCCCGAACACUUUUGGAUCAAUCUGUCCUACAUACACAAGGUCGAACUAAUCACGUGGCUCUUAAGACGCCGUCUUAUUAUCCAGGUUAGUCGUUUGUUUUUCCUAGCAGACUUUAUUCACAUCAAACGUCCCCAGGGCGAACAUCGUUGGGACUGA
This is a messenger RNA of Echinostoma caproni, 471 nucleotides long. Lineage: Eukaryota; Metazoa; Platyhelminthes; Trematoda; Plagiorchiida; Echinostomatidae. The record is from the annotation of a GenBank genome assembly.